AUGUAUCCCCGGUCUUGGCGCAUAUUCAAUGGCCUGUGGAUAUUAUCUCCCCGCAAGUUUGCAUCCCAGACCGAGCAAGAUGUGCAAAUCGCGCGGGAUUGGCUCAGAACUCUCAAUGCCAAGUCUAUUCCUCGCAAUAUCUGCGAGAUCUCUUUUAGUCGAUCCAGUGGUCCAGGUGGACAAAAUGUAAACAAGGUCAAUUCCAAGGCCACCUUGAAAGUCCCCUUGGACUCGUUGUUACCCCUGGUGCCCCGUCUGGUACACCCCACACUACGUGCUUCGCGAUAUGUCGCCGAAAGAAGCCAAUGUCUGGUCAUUCAAUCUGACGAGGAACGGAAACAGUCUAAUAAUGUGGAAUCAUGCUUUGACAAGCUCUAUCAGCUGUUACGGAGCUCAGCUAAAGAGGUGAUCCCCGGGGAAACCUCCCAAGCGCAAAAGAAUCGCGUGCAGAAAUUACAACACGCUCAGAACGAGGGUCGGCUAAAAGACAAGAAACAGCGUAGUGACAAGAAAAGCAGUCGCCGGGGAAGCAAGUACGAUGAUUGA
Molecule: messenger RNA, 546 nt
Organism: Penicillium bovifimosum
Lineage: Eukaryota; Fungi; Ascomycota; Eurotiomycetes; Eurotiales; Aspergillaceae
Product: peptidyl-tRNA hydrolase domain protein
Exons: 3
Coding region: 1-546 (181 amino acids)
Biological process (GO): mitochondrial translational termination
Cellular component (GO): mitochondrial large ribosomal subunit
Molecular function (GO): translation release factor activity
Source: RefSeq, a predicted model, not a curated record